CUCUGAUACAUGAGAGUUUCUCUCCCUUCCAAGAAAGUUCCUGUCUUUCUUCUCUUCAGUCUUCAAGGCUCUUACUAUUCUCCUAUUUAACAGACCAGCUCUGCAUCUUUCUCAAAAGGCUUCCCUCCUCUGCCCUUCUUUCCUUUUAUUUCCUCUUAAGGUCUAUCUCUUUGAGUUACGUUAAGUCUUGUUUCCUGGUGCUUCUCUUCUUCAUUUCGACUAUUCUAUCCCUCAAGUUUUCACUUUUGGUUGAAUUGGUUCAUUCUCUGGUAUUUGCUUCUCUUUUGUUUCUUUAAACUUUCCUUUUGUAAUCUGUGUGAUGCGUUUGUUUAUGUUUCUUUUUAAUAUGUUCCCUUUUCUAUGGUGAUUUUGUGAUCUUAUUUUAGAUACCAGAAGUUUGAAUCUUGAAAGGUCUAGUCUAGAGAUCACCAUAAGGUUGCUCCUUUGAUGCAUAGCUUAUCUGUUAUUUUAUCAAAUUCCAAGGCUUUCUAGUCUGUAGUGUAUCUUUUCUUAGUGAGAUAGAUAAAUUCACCUUCCUUUUAUCUUGGAAUAGAUAAAUUAGAGAUAGGUGUUUUCAGGGUUUGACUUUUUUCCUGUUCUGGGUUGUAGGUUUGGGUUUUUUUGAUGGUCAUGGAUCCAAAAUUCACUGAAUUCACUGAUUAUAUAAACGGUUUUAGAGUUGAAGAUGAUACACAUCUAUUCACUUCUGGUCAGUACCCGAAUUUCACAAAUGGACUAGAAUUUAAUGUCCCUUCUCCAGAUCUUGGCUUUAUGAGUGUGAAUGUUCCUGUUAUACCUCCUACUCCUGACCCUGGUAUUUCCGUUCCACCUAUUUCUGUAAGUUCGGAUGGGAGCUCGUUUUCUGCGUCCACGGGCUGGAGCCCAGAUGGGGAGUCUUCCUCACCUUCUGAUGACAGUGACUCCACGGAUCCAGUUCUCAAGUACAUAAGGCAGAUGCUUAUGGAAGAGAACAUGGAGGAUAAGCCUUACAUGUUUAAUGAUUAUUUGGCUCUUGAAGACACUGAGAAAUCAUUAUAUGAAGUCCUUGGCGAGCAAUAUCCUCCGACUAAUCAACCCCAACCUUUUCUCAAUGUGAAUGUGGAGAGUCCCGAUAGUAAUCUUUCUGGUAAUAGCCGUGAUUAUGGUAGUAACAGCAAUUCUAGUACAAGUAUUGGCACCAGUAAUGGGACUAGUAAUUAUGUUGAUCACUGGGGGGUUGGUGAAGCCGUAGAGCAUGCUCCUUCGUUGUUACAAGCUCCUCUUUCUGGUGAUUACCAUUUCCAGUCCACUUUGCAACAGCCCAGUUCACAAUUUUCUGUCAAUUCAACUAAUAGCUUGAGUAACAUGGGUAAUGGGUUGAUGGAAUCUUCUGUUAGUGAGCUUCUAGCUCAGAACAUCUUCAGUGAUAAGGAAUCUGUCUUGCAGUUCCAGAGAGGGUUUGAAGAAGCCAGUAAAUUCCUCCCUAGUAGUAAUCAACUAAUUAUUGACCUAGAGAGCAACACAUUCCCUAUGGGGCAAAAGGGGAGGGUUCCAAACCUUGUAGUCAAGGUGGAGAAGGAUGAGAGGGAGAACUCACCGGAUGGAUUGAGGGGUAGGAAGAAUCAUGAACGAGAUGAUGGAGAUUUGGAAGAAGAGAGGAGUAACAAGCAAUCAGCCGUUUAUACAGAAGAGAGUGAUUUGUCAGAUAUUUUUGAUAAGGUGUUACUCUGUACUGAUGGAAAAGCUAUGUGUGGUUUCAAUAAAACUGUGCAGCAGGGAGAAACCAAAACCUUGCUGCAAAAAGAACAAUCAAAUGGAUCCAGUGUUGGGAAAACUCGUUCCAGAAAACAGGAGAAGAAGAAAGAAACAGUGGAUUUGAGAACUCUUCUAAUUCUCUGUGCGCAAGCUGUUUCUGCUGAUGAUCGUAGGACUGCUGGUGAACUGCUAAAGCAGAUUAAAGAGCACUCGUCCCCUCUUGGUGAUGGAACUCAGAGGUUGGCCCAUUUCUUUGCAAAUGGCCUUGAGGCACGCUUGGAUGGCAGUGGUACUGCAAUUCAAAAUUUAUAUUCUUCCCUAGCUUCCAAGAAGACUACAGCUGCUGAUAUGUUGAAAGCUUACCAAGGGUAUCUUUGUGCUUGUCCAUUUAAGAAGCUACCAAUUUUCUUUGCAAACAAAACGAUUUGCCACAUGGCUGAGAAAGCAAGCACCCUUCAUAUUGUAGACUUCGGUAUCCUGUAUGGUUUCCAAUGGCCCAUUCUUAUCCAGCAUCUCUCGAAGAGACCUGGUGGGCCUCCUAAGCUACGCAUAACUGGAAUAGAGAUUCCUCAACGUGGUUUCCGCCCAGCAGAAAGAAUUGAGGAGACAGGUCGUCGCUUGGAAAGGUAUUGCAAGCGCUUUGAUGUUCCAUUUGAAUACAAUCCAAUAGCAGCUCAAAACUGGGAAACCAUCCAAGUAGAGGACAUCAAGAUUAAUAGCAAUGAGAUGCUUGCUGUAAAUUGUCUUUUUCGGUUUAAGAAUCUACUGGAUGAGACAGCUGGGGUGGACUGCCCAAGGAAUGCUGUUCUAAAAUUGAUCAGGAAAAUGAACCCUGAUAUUUUUGUUCACUCUAUAAGCAAUGGAUCUUAUAAUGCUCCCUUUUUUCUUACAAGGUUCAGGGAGGCUCUAUUCUCUCUCUCUGCAAUAUUUGAUAUGUUUGAAAAUACAUUACCUCGUGAAGAGCCAGCAAGGUUGUUAUUUGAGAGGGAGUUUUAUGGGCGGGAAGCCAUGAAUGUUGUAGCAUGUGAGGGCUCGGCGAGGGUUGAGAGGCCAGAGACGUACAAGCAAUGGCAGGUUCGGACAAUAAGGGCAGGGUUCAAGCCACUUCCAUUGAACCAGGAACUGAUGGAGACAGUUAGAGCUAAGUUGAAGUCUUGGUACCACAAAGAUUUUGUAAUUGAUGAAGACAACCACUGGAUGCUGCAGGGAUGGAAGGGGAGGAUUCUUUAUGCUUCUAGCUGUUGGAUACCUGCACAGGAAUCUUGACCCGAAAAACUGAGAACAUGACUAAGAUAAUCUUUCAGAAAACGACCGGCGAUGAUAACUUCAACAUAUGGGCAAAGCAGGAGAUUGUUGUUUGUAGAACAGUACAUAGUGAUUCUGUUACUUUGUGAUUCGAUGGUCUGUGAGAAGAUUGUGAAGGGGGAAGGCAGGGAUCCAACUUCUUUUCUUUUCGGUGUACUAUGAAUGAAGCAUUGAAGAUUCAUUGCCAAAGGACAAAAGCAGAGGAUGGCCUCCAAAUACAAACACAUUGGGUUAGGAACUCGAUUCCUUUGCAUAACUCACAUUUGUCAUUGUUGGAUGUCAAUACGGUCGGUUUUUUUUUUUAUAUAUGAUUGAGGGAGGGAAUCCAAUCCUGCUCUUUUGGUACAAAUGUUCGGAUGCACCCAUACGAUCGAUUUAGUCGGUUUAAUGUUAAAAAUUUGUAAAUCAAAACAAUCAAAUUUAUUCAUUCGAAAAAUU
Molecule: messenger RNA, 3477 nt
Organism: Theobroma umbraticum
Lineage: Eukaryota; Viridiplantae; Streptophyta; Magnoliopsida; Malvales; Malvaceae
Source: RefSeq, a predicted model, not a curated record